UUCUGGAAUUGAUUAAUUCACUCAGCCAGCUGGGAUAUAAAGUGGUGACAAGUACUGGUGAGGCAGAAAUCAUCUGGACUCUUCAGAGAGAUAUAUAAUUAUUGUUACUAAUAUUUGUAUUCUGUGAGUAAUUCUUAUCACAAAUAAAUGGAGGGCAGACAUUGUAAUCACGAUUGUCAUACAACAAAUGCUAACAAAUCAGUUUGUCAAACUCUAUCUGAAAUGGAUUGGGAAAGAGGAAUUUGGAAUGCAGCAUUUUCUGGAGAUAUGAAUAGGAUAACAGAAUUGAUAAAUAAAAGUAGAAACUUUACAGAAACUGUGAAUGCACUAGAUAAUGCUGGUUAUACCGCUUUGCACUAUGCAGCAAGAAAUGGUCAUUUAGAUAUUUGUAAACUUCUUGUAAGAUAUGGGGCAAUUCUUGAUGUCCAAACAAAGAGUGGAAAAGCUACACCUUUACAUAAAGCUGCAGCUACUGGCAAACUGUCAACUGUAAAAUUUCUCAUAGAGUCUGGAGCUAAAACUGAUUUGAUAGAUGAUGAUGGAAAAAAUAUACUGCACAAAGCUGUGGAGUAUAAACAAGAAGAUUUAGUUAAUAUGCUGCUUGAAACACAUCCAAACCUACAAAACGUAAAGGACAAAAAAGGCUUAUUGCCUUUAGAUUAUAAGACUUCACAAUAAUUUAUAGCUUGUCCCCUUGAGAGUCAUGCUAAUAUAAGAUUGAAUUUUAUCACAUCAGUUAAAAACUAUUUUAUACAUGUUACAUGUAUAAAAUAGUUUUCUGAUUACCUGGUAAAGUUUUUAAUCCAGGUUAUUAUUUUUAUUGCAAAUAUUGAGAUUCUUAUUCGGUUUUUCAACUAACGCAACUGCAACCUCAUAUUUGCUAUUAUUGUAUCUUAUACUUAAAUAUAAUUUUAAAUGUGUAUUGUACUCACAAUAUAAUAUGUUGCACAUUUUCACUUUAAGUCAAUGAGUUAAAUAUGAAUAUCUAGCAUAUAAAAUAAAUGUAACUGUAAUAUCAUUGUGUCAUGCAAUUUUAAAAAUUUGGCACCUAUUUCGUGUUUAGCACCCUUUAUAUUUAAUAUAUAAAAAAAAAACAUUUUCUUUCAAAGAAAUUGGUCCACUUACAUAUCAUUUUUUUUAUUAUAGUUCUACAAUAUAAGAAUGUUUUCUUUGGAUGUUGGAUAUUAUAUGUUGUUUAUUUGCAUAUUUAAAUUGCUGAAUUAUUUGUGACAUCUCAUAGGCUGGUAUUAGUUAGUGCUAUUGACAUAUAUUGGUACAUACAUUAGUAUGUACCAAUUAACUAAGAAAAAACUGUUAUUAUAAAGGUUAUAUUUUUAUUCAUACAUAGGUAUUUUUGUGUAAAAUUUUAUUUAUGUUCCCUAAAUGUGGUUUUAGUUUUAAGUUCCUAUUUGUAAAAUGAU
Pieris rapae (cabbage white) is the source of this 1421-nucleotide messenger RNA. Its product is annotated as ankyrin repeat domain-containing protein 39. The record is from RefSeq and is a predicted model, not a curated record. Lineage: Eukaryota; Metazoa; Arthropoda; Insecta; Lepidoptera; Pieridae. Gene Ontology annotation, molecular function: protein binding. The transcript is spliced from 3 exons. Bases 148 to 678 code for a protein of 176 amino acids.